CGCGAAAUCCUAAAUUUACAUGGCUGGCCAUCUUUUAGGAAGAGAGGAAAACCUCGGACUGUUGUGAAGUGUUUCUGUUAUCAGUUACGUCAAAAUGACGUUGAUUCAUAAAGGAUGAGUUCGUUUAGUCAUGAAAAUGAAUGCACGGAGUCCGAUGCAGUCGUACUGGAGUAAUUCGCUUGCUAUUCGGCAAGAAAUCCAGCGCUUCGAGAGCGUACACCCAAGCAUUUAUGCUAUUUAUGAUCUGAUAGAAGCAAUUCCAGACCCUCUGAUUCAACAACAAAUUCGGGAGCAUGUUGUAUGCAUCGAAGAUUCAUUUGUGAACAGUCAGGAAUGGACUCUAAGUCGAUCAGUUCCAGAUUUGAAACUGGGAAUUUUGGGUAGUGUACAAAGUGGGAAGUCAGCCCUGGUCCACCGGUACCUCACAGGCUCUUACAUGCAAGAGGAGUCGCCCGAAGGUGGACGAUUCAAGAAAGAAGUUAUUAUAGAUGGUCAAAGUUAUUUGCUACUCAUUCGUGAUGAAGGUGGCAGUCCAGAAAUGCAGUUCACGCACUGGGUGGAUGCGGUCAUCUUUGUGUUCAGUCUGGAGAAUGAGAUGAGCUUCCAGGCUGUGCACAGCCACUACGCCAAGAUGCGGCAGUACCGGGACACCAAGGAGAUCCCUUUGAUACUGGUCGGCACACAAGAUGCCAUCAGUGAGAGCAAUCCCCGCAUUAUCGACGACACACGGGCCAGGAAGCUGGCCAACGAUCUCAAGCGGUGUUCCUACUACGAGACCUGUGCCACGUAUGGGCUGAACGUGGAGAGAGUUUUCCAGGACGCCUGUCAGCGGAUAGUGCAGAUGCGGUACCCGAGCGCCCCGUCAGCGGUGCCAGCGGCCGUCCCCUCCCCACCCAACCACUCGCAACGCUCCUUCUACGUCUCUCAGGGCGGUGGUGGGGGCGGCGGGAAGCCCAGCGACACACACAGCAUCAGCAGCCACUCCACCAGCAGCUCCGGCACUCUGGUCACCACUGCUGGACACUCGCAGCCUCCAGCACCACCACCUAAAGACAAAGAAGGCAAGCCAGAGAAAGGUGAGAAGAAGAAAGACAAGCAGCAAGUCCCACCACCGCAGCAACAGCAGCAGCAACAGCAGCAGCAGCAACCUGGGGGCGUCGUCCCUGGCCAGCUGAUGAGCCAGCCGGCGGUCAUCAUCCCAUCAUCGGCCCAGGGCCCGCCCCAGGUGCCCUCCAUGCCCCCACCACAGUCCAUGGUACUGCCACCUCAAGAUCUACCCGACUCACAGGCGUACGAUAGGUUCAACUCUGAGGAGACGGUGACCUGCACUCCGCUUGCCUUGCGCAAAAACAAAAAAACUUCCUCCGUCCAAAAAUCCAAUUCUUUCAGCGAAAAACUAAGCCGCUAUCUCACGGAGCUUCAGGCUCUUCCCACCGGCCACUACAACGUCAUCAACAACAACUCCUCUAAGCCGACCUCGCCUGUUCUGACCCGACUCUCUCGAGUCCGGUCCAGUCUGGCUAUUGAUAAGCCAGAAGGAAAGGACCUGCCUACCCCGAGUUCCACGCCCACUCAGAGCAGGAAAAACCGACGCAGGUCCAAUCUGUUCAACCCCAAAUCUAAGGAAGAAGAGAAGAAACAGACAGCAGAUGGAGAGAAGGUGGGCAGUGGCCGCACAAUUCCCCUCAGACAGGGCUACUUGUACAAAAAGAGUCACGGGCUCAACAAGGAGUGGAAGAAGAAGUAUGUGGCACUCUCUGACGAUGGACGGCUUGUGUACCACUCCAGUCUGCACGACUACAUGGAAGACAGUCAUGCCAAAGAAAUCCCCCUGGUACGGACCACGGUCAAGAUUCCCGGUCAGCGACCUCGCGGGUCACGUGCUGUGUCCACGAGCGGCGCUCCCAACGGGGAGAUGAACAACUCUAUAGAGGGCCAGAUAGACAAUUCACUGGUCAUCCCCAAUUCUUCCAUCACACCAGGUAUUCCCGACCAACCGCGCACCCGACCGGAACGCUCCCCGAUGCUGCCCAAACUAGGCAUCAACAGCUCUAGCCGGGACACGCCCAAUGUGAAGAAGAGACACCGCAGGGCCAAGAGUGGAGGGGUCAAGAACUCCAACCCUGGCGACGGGGACGACUCUGAUGGCUAUGAGUUUGUGAUUGUCUCCCUGGAGAACAAACAGUGGCACUUUGAAGCUCAAAGUGGAGAGGACAGAGAUGGAUGGGUGGAUGCAAUAGAGCAGCAAAUUCUUUCUAGUCUUCAAGCUAAUGAUGCUGGUAAAAAUAAAAAACAAACCAACUCUGACCCUGCCGGCCUCCAAGCAAUCCGGAACACACCGGGCAACAACAUGUGUGCUGAUUGCGGAACCCCAACUCCGGACUGGGCCAGUAUUAAUCUGGGUGCCUUGGUGUGUAUCGAGUGCUCGGGAAUCCACCGCAACUUGGGCACUCACAUAUCCAGAGUUAGGUCCCUUGAUCUCGAUGAAUGGCCCAACGACAUUGUGAAGGUCAUGGUCUCAGUGGGCAAUGCUACAGUGAACAGUGUGUGGGAGGCCAAUACCAAAGGCCGGCCUAAGCCUGCCUCUAGCACUGCAAGGGAGGAAAAAGAAAAGUGGAUUCGGGCAAAGUAUGAAGGAAAAGAAUUUUUACCACCCUUACCAUACAUAGAUAUUCCAGUCAAUCAGCAACUGAUCGAUGCCUUGGUCCGGGAACAUAUCCGAAACAUCAUCAUCAUCCUGGGUCACGCGGAGGCCGAGGACAUCAACGCACCCUACAGCAAGGAUGACGGACGGACAGCCCUUCACAUUGCAGCAGCCCUGGGCAAUGUCGUUUUUGUUCAGUUAUUAUUAUGGUACAAUGCCAAUGUCAAAGUGGUGGAUCACGAGGGUCGCAACGCGCUGUGGUAUGCGCGGAGUUCAGGCUCUUCAGAGUGCACCGAGCUGCUGACGACGAGCGGCUGUCCUGAGCACCCAACGUUACCACGGCGACGCGGCAGUGUUCAGCAGGGCAAGAACGAUGUGUUUGACAAGUUGCCUGCCAGUGUCAUCUGAGCAUGGUGUCUGUGUGGAUGUGUGCAUGUGCGUGUGGCUCAGAUGUGUGGGAGAAUGUAUGUAUGAUUCAGGUGUGUGUGUGUGCGAGUGUGUAUAUAUAUUGUUUGGGUAUCUGUGAGUGGGUGUGUGUUCAUAUGUGCCAGCUCAUACGCCAAGUGUAAGCGUGUGUGUUGGUAGUGCUUUUAUUGUGCAUAUGUAUUCUUAUGAGGAGCGUACCAUAUCACUGAAAUGUAUGACUGAGGAAACAGGAAGGAUGCUUGAUUGUUAUUUUUGAGACGUGAGUUUCAACUGUAUUAAAUUGUAUGUACAGGGUGAUUGCAUUGAAUGCACUGUGUACAUGUUGGUUGCAAUGGAUUGUACACAUGUGUACAUGUUUCUGUAAGGAGAGAAAUCCACUUGUUUGUUGUACAUGUCAUCAGAGAGUUUGUAACGUUAGUGACUCCACCUGUGGGGUAUGCUUGGGCUGGUGGGACACCAAAGGUUAGAGGUCAGUGAUGGGUGAACAGGAGGUUAGAAGUCACCAUUUAUGGAAGAUAAAGCGUUUAAAAAGAACAAUGUAAGCUAUAAUCACCAGCAAGAGAAAUGGUUGGAGACAUGAAAGACUGCAGCCUCCCUGAAUGUGUUAAGAUUCUCAUCAAUGAACAUGUCUUGUUGGGAAUGUGAAAUGGCUCAAUUACACAAAAUCUAUGAAAGCUUCGAGAUGCCCAAGUUCUUGAUUUCACUAUUAGUCUAUCCUCUUCUAACUAGAGCCUUUGGUAAAGCGCCUUAGAUUGUGGAGGAUUGACAAGUGAUACUUAUGACUGGAGCUGCAGACAAAAAGACGCAAAGAAAAUCGGACAUCCACUUCCUUCCCUUUGGUUAUCUGUAAAGCCCCACCUGCAAAGACCUCUCAGUCUUGUACCCCCCACCACACUCCAGCUCCUCUUUUACCAUCACAUCUUCACUACUCUUCCUAGGUAUUUUAAUCUCAAAACGUGUACUGGUCUUCUGACCGUUAUCUCAUGAUGUGUGCUGCAUGCAUAAUUGUUUUGUGUAUAUAUUGAAGAUUUGUGUCUGGACAUAUCAGUGUGUAUGUCCCGAUGGAGACAGGUAACUGGUGGAUGGGAGGAGUGGGCUGAGGAGAGCCUAAUUCUGUUUUUUGCGCUUAGCUGAUUAGAAAGAACUUAUCUGAGAGGGGAAGUUUGUUCAGCUCGUGCAGAAAGAAAAAAAAAUUGACAUUUGAGUAGAUCGAUAGACUGAUUCAGGGGCAAGACUGUAGCCAUAUGUAUACCAAAAAAGGAAAAAGAAAAAUACUGAGUGUGAUCGAAGACC
This is a messenger RNA of Aplysia californica (California sea hare), 4363 nucleotides long. RefSeq names its product arf-GAP with GTPase, ANK repeat and PH domain-containing protein 1. The record is from RefSeq and is a predicted model, not a curated record. NCBI's taxonomy places the organism in Eukaryota, Metazoa, Mollusca, Gastropoda, Aplysiida, Aplysiidae. Gene Ontology annotation, cellular component: nucleus. Gene Ontology annotation, molecular function: GTPase activity; GTP binding; GTPase activator activity. The transcript is spliced from 24 exons. Bases 131 to 3052 code for a protein of 973 amino acids.